This is a messenger RNA of Xenopus tropicalis (tropical clawed frog), 1818 nucleotides long. RefSeq names its product RAN binding protein 1 (gene ranbp1). The record is from RefSeq and is marked provisional. NCBI's taxonomy places the organism in Eukaryota, Metazoa, Chordata, Amphibia, Anura, Pipidae. Gene Ontology annotation, cellular component: cytoplasm. Gene Ontology annotation, biological process: nucleocytoplasmic transport.
CGUAAACGGAAACUGGCAUCCGCCAUGCCGCAAACUCCCGGAAGUGCUUAGGUGGCUGCAGUCAUUAUUCUGUCAUUCAUUGGUUCCGUAGAAUUGAAGAGGUUAGCGGAUGUGACGUUGGGGGAGGAGAAAAUCACGAGACGCCAUCUUGGAGGAGGGCGCGUAGUGUCGUGAAGUGGCGUAUAGUGCAGAAGGCGCUUGAGGCACGCACGGCAUUGUGCAGGAAGAGAGGGUGGGAGGAAAAAAAACAGCGCGAAACCUGCGGAACAGACAGCGGCAUUGAAGAAACAGGAGACCCACCCGCGCAAUCUGCCUCCAUCCUCUGCCCGAUGGCCGAUACCAAGGAUACGCAAGAAGAGCAUGAAACCUCUGUUGAAAACACAGAAGAUACAAAUCAUGACCCUCAUUUUGAACCAAUAGUUUCACUGCCAGAGCAAGAGAUUAAGACACUUGAAGAAGAUGAAGAAGAACUAUUUAAAAUGCGCGCAAAGUUGUUCCGAUUUGCGUCAGAAAAUGACCCACCAGAAUGGAAAGAAAGGGGCACAGGCGAUGUUAAACUGCUGAAACACAAGGAGAAGGGAACAAUUCGUCUCUUAAUGAGGAGAGACAAGACUCUUAAGAUAUGUGCAAAUCAUUACAUUACCCCUGCAAUGGAACUGAAGCCUAAUGCUGGAAGUGACAGAGCAUGGGUUUGGAACACAUACGCUGAUUUUGCAGAUGAAGCACCAAAGCCUGAACUACUGGCUAUUCGAUUUUUAAAUGCAGAAAAUGCACAGAAGUUCAAGGCAAAAUUUGAAGAAUGCAGAAAUGAAGUGAAGGGAGAUAAAGGAAAAGAUACAACCAAAAAUGAUAGUGCCGACAAAGUGGCAGAAAAACUAGAAGAGCUGUCUGUAAAGGAGGCAAAAGUGCAGGACAAGCAAGAAGAUGCCAAGCAGGAUAAAGCAGAGGAAAAGCAAUAAAUCAUCCAGAGCCUUGUACCUUUUAUUUUUACAAGGGACUUUAUAACAAAGUAAAAAGAACUGAGUUUAAACAUUCAGGUUGUUUUUCUAAGCUUUUGCCCUUAAGAAGAAAAAAAUCCAUUCCCCGGUCAUGAAAAUGUACUGUUCACUUUCUUUUUCCAUAGUGGAAACACUUAUUUAUAGUCAUCCAUACUAUUGAAUAAAGCCAGUUUGAAAAAAAAAAAGUUCAAAGAAUGGGACUUUAAUCUCCAAUUGUUAUGUAUAAAUGAAAUGUUUCAGCAGUGGCAGUCUUGGGGCUGAAAACAAGGAUAUGUAAUCUCAAUCAACACUGCAUAACUUCAGGAAGGUUUGAUUGGAUGAAUGGUGUGUUUUUUUUUGCCCUUGGUAGUAUGACUUUAACUGAAGAAUAAAUUUCAGCUGAUGACUGAUACAUUUUGUUUUCCAUGAAUGCCAGCAGAAAUUAAUGAUUUAUAGGGCCCCAGCCUUAAUCUGAUUUACUCUCAUACAUCCUUUCCACAAAAUGUUGUGAAGCAUCGGUUAGCAUUGGAUUACCAAAGACUAGGUUGUCUUGUGCCACAUGUUCUUUCUCUACACUUGGGGGGAAAAGAUGCAUGUGUUAGCUUAGCUUACAGAUCUCUUCCACUAACCCUUCUACUGUACUGUAUUGCUUACAUUUAAAUUACCAUUACAUAUAGAAUGCAAUGCCUGCAGGAUUUGCUGUGCUGAGUCUUAAAUCUAAAUGACACAAGUUGUUUUCUUUUGGAGAAAUGUGUAAGUAGUCUGUUACAGAGCACCCCUGUAUGGGUAUGGGCAUACAGGAUUUGUAAAGAAUUGUAUUAAUAAAGGGGCUGACUAGUCA